CAGCAUUUUCGCUCCGGCUCUGGUACCAGCUUUCAAAGUGAACCAGCCCUGGUACCAUUCCGCCCAUCGCGACAUCAUGGCUCCGUUGCUACUCUUCUUGGCUCCUUUCUUGGUGGCGGCUCAGAGGCCAGACUCCCUUUCUCAAACCAUGGAGCUUGCUGCUUCUCGCAAUCUACGUGGUUACAAAGAUGUUGAAUGCACCGGCGACGGCUCCUUCCCCGAAGGUGCUCCCCUUUGCUAUGGUGGCGAAUUGCUGGUUCAGAAGUUCUCUAUUAAGGUCCUAAGUCAUGACAGCAAUGGCGGAACUGUUGACAUGCAGAUGCAAGGACCCACCACCGGGGCCUGUUCCGGAGCUGCCUUCCAAAACGACGGCAACGACAUCACCAUCGCCGACUCCAACGAGUGCAAUCUGGGAGAUUCUGAGUACACCGUGAAGUUCUGCCCAGAUCAGAAUCAGUUCCUGAUCAACAUCGUAAAGCCUUGGAGGGUGGAAGUGGUCCUGGAGAACCGGGAGUGUACCACUGAAGAGCAAACCUUCCUGCCCUGAGUGCCGUUUGUUCCAUACCUGACCUUGCGACUUUUGCAGCUGGCAAUGACCGGCUCAAUGCCGCUGGGUGUGUCCAAACAUGGGCUACCACCAAAAAGGUCUAUGUAAG
This is a messenger RNA of Cladocopium goreaui, 656 nucleotides long. Lineage: Eukaryota; Dinophyceae; Suessiales; Symbiodiniaceae. The record is from the annotation of a GenBank genome assembly.